This is a messenger RNA of Diaporthe batatas, 1245 nucleotides long. RefSeq lists its product as uncharacterized. NCBI's taxonomy places the organism in Eukaryota, Fungi, Ascomycota, Sordariomycetes, Diaporthales, Diaporthaceae. Gene Ontology annotation, biological process: peptidyl-threonine phosphorylation; peptidyl-serine phosphorylation. The coding region runs from base 1 to 1245 and encodes 414 amino acids. Gene Ontology annotation, molecular function: protein serine/threonine kinase activity; ATP binding. The transcript has 4 exons. The record is from RefSeq and is a predicted model, not a curated record.
AUGACUCUUGCAACGCUCUUUCUGUGCGGCAAAGAAGAUCUCAUCACGUCAUUCUUUUCGAUAUCGAGUCCCCCAUUCUGCGAUGGAAGUUUGCCUCUUCACUUUGGCUCGCCCGGAUGCCCUAACUUCGGGCUCUGUAAAAGAGACAGAGAGCUUUUCACAUAUUUUCAAUGGCAGAUUUAUACUCCUUUUCUGACCAGGAUAGCGUCAAAAAAGGACGUCAAGAUAUACCCUGACGAGGUUUCACUGCCCUGGAGGCAGAAAGAAAGGAUAACUCAAGAAGAGGCAGCCGAAGUUCCUUUCGUGGAAAAGAUCGAGAUCUAUCCUGGAAAUCAUAACUUGCACUCCCAUCAGUGGCUUGUCAGGCAAUGUCUCGGGAUUGCCGAGGCACUGGUAGCAAUUCACGGCCUCGCUGAAAGAAAUUGCGAGCGAACAAAGAGCCUCCUGCACGCUGACAUCAAGGCUGAGAACAUUCUCUGUUUCCGAACCCCCGAAUCAGAGGAGCGCGGCGUGAUACUUAAGCUUGCAGACUUUGGAGAGACUGAAUGGCUCGGACCUGAGGUAACACUGAAACCCAAGGGCGUGGCGCAUGUCAAAACAUAUCGACCGCCAGAAAAAGACUUUGGGAAGAACAUCACUCUAAGUUACGACGUGUGGUGUCUUGGGUGUCUAUUCCUGGAAUUUGUCACCUGGUACACACGUGGCCAGGAGGGCAUCGAGUGGUUCAGCAAGAUGAGAGCAGAGGAAGUGGACAAUUCAGCAGUGACCGCACAGCCGACGCAUUUGGUUGAAGAUAUUUUCUUCAAAAGAACCAAACAGAAGCCUGGUGCUUCUUUCUAUCGAAGACUGAAGAUUGGAUAUAGUAGGACGAUGAAGGUCAGACAUGGGGAGACUGCCACCACGCUGCGAUCUUUGUGGGUUUCUUCGAAAGUCGAAAUCGUCCCUGAGUUGAAGGAUGGGGUCAUCUCGCAUCUGAGGAGCCUCCAGUCUGACGCCAAAUGUACUGAUGAACUACGGAAACUUCUCUCCUUUGUAGAGGAGAGAAUGCUGGUUGUAAAACCUGAGGGCCGCGCAGGCUCUCCCGAGCCUUGCGGAAUUCUUUCACCACCGCCUCUCGCUCAGCCUAAGAAGAUAAAAAAUCAAUUGUACGUCAACACGUCGUGCGAUAUUUUACCCACAGGUGUAAGCUUUCGUGGCGCCAUCAGGCGAAUCUUUCCGCCCAUAGACUGUUCGAACCAAUAUUGA